GCACAUAUCAGAAGAUACGAGAUGGAAACAUUGGUAGAUUUAUCCAAAUGGAUUACUGGAGAAGUUCCAGAAUUCGUUCCUUUUCUCAAACCUGAUUUGGCCCCAAAAUCGGCAAUAAAAAAUGAUGAAAAGGUUUCUGAUGAAGAAAUGACCAAUCUUACCAAAAAACAAUUUAAAUUACAUUACUAUACUAUGGCGAAUGCCAGCAACAAUAAAAAGAUGCCCAUGUACCAAAAUAUUAGGUCUAAAAGCGAUGUCAUGCAUAAUUUAUUAGCUUCAACACCGGAAAUACCAGUUGCCCGCCUUCAAACGAACCUAGAGGAUACACGACGCAAAGCGUAUUUCAAUGAUCUUUCGAUUCACAAUGGAAUUGGCUAA
Messenger RNA from Acaulospora colombiana, 378 nucleotides. Lineage: Eukaryota; Fungi; Glomeromycota; Glomeromycetes; Diversisporales; Acaulosporaceae. The record is from the annotation of a GenBank genome assembly.